UGUGCUCGUAAAUCUGUGGGACUUUAAAACUUUUUUCUCUGCUCUCUUGCCAGGGUCAUCUCAGAUAGUCACGAACUAUCUGCUCCCCCAGGCAAUACUUAAAGCUUCAAUACUUAAAGCUUUGACUGUUGCUUUGAGGGUAUAGUUCAAACUUGGGCUUCGACAUUCAGUCAAUCAGCAGCAGAGGCAACAGCUAUACACACAUGAGAGCCAAGGCACAGAGAAAACUAUGAAAAAGAUAUAUAUUGGCAAAACAGCCCCCAAAACUCAGAGAAAUGGUUGCAAACAUCCGAAAAGAAGCUCUUUCCACGACCACAAGGAUGACCUCCGCAAGCGCCUGUCGUACACCACGCACAAACUAGAGAUGGUCGAAACGGAGUUUGAAUCCACUCGGCAGUACCUUGAGACAGAGCUGCGUCGGGCUCAGGAAGAGCUGGAAAAGUUCACUGAGAAGCUACGAAGGAUCCAAAGUAGCUAUGCUGCUCUUCAGAGAAUCAACCAGGAUUUGGAGGAUAAAAUGUGCAGGACGUCCCAGCUCCACGAUGAGGAGAAGAGAGCCCUUAGCAGAGAAAUCAUUGUUCUCAACAACCAUCUCAUGGAGGCGAAGAUCACCAUUAAUAAACUCAGAGAGGACAACGACCUGUACAGGAAAGACUGCAACCUGGCAGCCCAGCUGCUGCAGUGCUCCAAGUCACACUACAGAGCACACAAGCUGUCGGAGUUACCACCAGACUUCCAAGAGCGCAUCAGUUCCCAUAUGGAGAAACAAAACCGGGGUAGAGGAGCCACCAUGGCAAUGUGCUACCCCAGUUACCCCGAAGCGGUGCCCACAACCAUUAUUGCCAAGGUCCUGGAAAAGCCAGAACCAGGGAGCAGCUGCCCUGUGACCCGCUCGCCGAGCCCUCUGCCCCAGGACAGAGACUUUCUGACAGGGACAGGGAGCACUGACCACCUAAACCGCCGCAUUUCAUGCAAGUCCUCUGACCUGUACUGUAGUGACACGGCUCUCUAUUGCCCCGAGCGAUGGCAGGACACGGAGCGCAGGCAGAGUGCUGACCUCCAUGGCACUGGCCUGCCACAGCUCCACUCUCAAAACUCCGUAGAGAGUAACCCAGAUGAAGAUCCUUUCCAGUCUGGAAACUUCUCCCACCACGAGGGCUCGCCCUCCUUCCACCACCAUAAUGAAUUUGGUACUGGUAGUCUCCCUGCCUCCAGUUCCUACUCCAGCUUCAGCCUUGCAUCGGAUGACAAGGGAGCAGUUAGUGGUGGAUGUGGGCCUACCGCCAACAGCACCUUAUCAUCUUCCCACCAGGGUCUAUAUAUGGACUGGAGGAACGGUGGCAGUGGAGACUAUGAGCGCAAAAGUAUGUCCUCAUACGACAAAGACAGCCCAGGUUUUUCCAAGGCUCACAGCAUCCAGCACAUGGUGACCUCCAGAAGCCCGCAGAAGGGGACUUCAACGGCGUAUACGAGGACGGGCUCAUGCUUCAGCGAGCCGUACCACUCCAGCGCCCCGCGCCUCGCCUCCUCCCACAGCGCCGGUUCCACGACUGGACUGAGCCAAGCUCACGGAAGAGCUCUGGACAGCCGAGGUAACAUGCAAGUCCCCGAAGACGACCUGAGCAACAGCUGGAGGCAGCUCAGCGUGGAGGACAUCAACACCUUCUCGUCGUCCUACCACAACAUCGCGGGGCGGACGUCUCCGUACAGUUUCUCUGAGCGCCAGUUCGCCAUGGGUCCGUCCAGCAAAGUCAAGGAGUCCCUCUACAGCAGCUUCCAGGAAGGAGAUGACGUCUUCCACAGCCGUUUGCUGGACCAGUGCUUUGCGAUGGGCUCCCCUUCGCCAAGUCGCAGCCCUAAACCGAAGGAGCAUCUCCAGCAGGAGAAAGCCUCUCUCAUGUACAGAACCACGGAUGACAGUCAAGACUCCGAGUGCAGUCUGUUCCUCUCAGGGAGCUCUAAAGGCAAGGAGGGCGGCGGGGGAGCGACGGCUACAAGCAGUGCCAAGAAGGACUACGCAAACCUGAGCGCAGACAGCUCAGCGGAGUCCUUACACCAAAGCUCGCUGGAAGCGUCAAGCCUUCAGCACUACCCGAGCACCAGGCCGAGCUCCAGGCAGAACGUCCGGCCGCGUCCGAGCUCCAGCUCCGCUCUCAACGUCGGCCCCGCGCUCCCAAAGAAGACCUCUCCAAGAUACCAAAAAUUCGGCAGCACGGGGCUGACGAGGAAGGACAGUUUGACCAAGGCGCAGCUAUACGGGACGCUUCUCAACUGAGCGGUGACGGAGUUCUUCAUUUUAUGCAUGAUGAUGAUGAUUCUUGACUUACUGUACUGUACUGCAUCAUGUCUCCCUGCAGCAAACAUGUACUCGUGAUGGGAUGUUAAGAUGUUGUUGUUUUUCUGUAUCUUAGCCAAGGCACGUUUCAUGCAGUCCGCAACAUUUUUAUGUGAGUCUUGACACAGUGUAGCUACCUGAUACCAGCUAUUAAGUAUGUUUUUGUUUCAGUAAGACACACGUUAGGAUUAAAACCACGAGUCUGGCUAAUGGUUCAAUUUUGGUGUUGAGCACUGUUAACAAAACCAGCACAAGACCAUUGAUGGUAGACUACAGCAUGUGUACUGAUGUGGUUCAUCAUCGGUGGACCAUUUGAUACAAAGAUUUAUCCAUUUUCCAUUUAAAAAAAGCAUGCAUAUAUUAUAUAAGACAGGAAGAUGCAGUUGAGACUUAUUUAUCUAUAAGGCUCACAUAUAGGAAUGAAAGAUUUUCAAACUCUUUCAACAACACAAAUGGCAUAUUCACACACAGACACACACACAUAUAGUACAGUAUGGUAAAAUAUAACAAUGUCAACCAUAUGAAUCAUAUAUAAAGUAAUGCUAAGAAAUGAAAUAGUGAGAAAAUCCUAAAAUAAUAUGACCUUAAACAAAACUAUGUACACAGAUAGUACAAAUGUCUACAGAAUGCACUGUCAAUUGAAAGAUGAAAAAAAAACACGUUUUUUUUAUAUUUUACAAAGCUAGAGUUUUUCACAUUUUUGUAUCAAAGUGAGUAGAUGAAGUUGGGGGUUGUACUGCACUGUAGAACCAGGACACUUGUGAAGUUGCCUUAAAUCUGUUCAGUGGGCAGAACGGUCUCCUUUACGGCAUCUGUGUACAUAAUGUAUAUCUGAAGUAUUGUUUCUGUCUAUAAACAUUAAUAUAAAAAAGUGUAUCCUAUCUGGUUAGGUAAACAAAGAAACACACUUGCACAAAUUAGUUUCUCAAAUAAUUAACCCUGUUUUCAUAGAGAAUUUUUUUUUUGUGAUUUGCUUCAGAAAAAGGUGUUCUUAAACCAAUAUAUCAAACACUUGCUGCCAAAUUUCCACAUUAAAUCACUGCUGGCAGCAGACGCGCUACAAAAAAAUGCUGGUUUCUCCAGUUAUGUGAGAUUAACAGAAAAUUGCUCAAUGCAAAUAUAUGUAAAGAAUGUGUAAAAUAUGCACUCAAUGUGUUUUCUAAAACCAGCAUGCUCACUAAGGAUUUUCAGUGAAAAUUUCACGAAAACAGUGAAAAGCGUCUUAAUACUUUAAAUUAGCGGAGGAUUAGUGGUGAAUUGAAAAUAAAUAAAUAAAAUGAGGAACAAAAGAGACGUUAUCCUGCUGCCAAACUAUCGUGCGACCAUCUGUUACUCUCACACUGGAGGGAGCAAAAUGCCAAAAGCCCAACAUCUGUUCUAGCAAACCUAUCUUUGUGCCUGUGUGGCUCCAUAGUUUCAAAAGACUGGCAACAGGCAUCGUGUUAUUAACAGGAACGCAGCCUCGUUUUUUCUUCAUGAUGGACUGAUUUCAUUUCGGGAUGCCAUUAUUCUACCUCUCCCAUUCCUGCAAAUCUCAGACCCGACUUAAUGCUGUUUUGACACUGUAAGAGAGAAACUGCACAUUGAACGCAUCAAAAAGCCUCCAGUCAUUUGUUAAAUUGGUAUGUUGAGGGACUACCAGGAUGAAGUAGGAUAAGAAUCGAUUGUAGUGGCUGUACAGAGGGGAUUGUUAAUUUUUGUUGCGGACCUUUAUAAAAUGAGAUGAUCCAUAUACAGUUCUUAUGUCUAUUUUUAUCUAGUUUCAGUUGAUGUGAUAUUGAUAGAGUGAUUUGACCCUGAAGGAUGAAGCUGAAGUGGUUCUGUCCUGCUCUACCUCCAGCCCUGUACCAGGACCAGCAGGCCAGCUGUCUCUGUGUUCACAUGUUUGUUUGUCUGAUGCAUGGUUGUAUAUUUUUUGCUGUAUGUUCAUUUACUUAAUAAAGAUAGGUGUUGGGAAAUACAUUU
This is a messenger RNA of Menidia menidia (Atlantic silverside), 4300 nucleotides long. The record is from the annotation of a GenBank genome assembly. Lineage: Eukaryota; Metazoa; Chordata; Actinopteri; Atheriniformes; Atherinopsidae.